This is a messenger RNA of Penicillium canariense, 957 nucleotides long. RefSeq names its product putative C2H2 finger domain protein. Gene Ontology annotation, biological process: regulation of transcription by RNA polymerase II. Gene Ontology annotation, cellular component: transcription regulator complex; PcG protein complex. NCBI's taxonomy places the organism in Eukaryota, Fungi, Ascomycota, Eurotiomycetes, Eurotiales, Aspergillaceae. Bases 1 to 957 code for a protein of 318 amino acids. The transcript has 3 exons. The record is from RefSeq and is a predicted model, not a curated record. Gene Ontology annotation, molecular function: RNA polymerase II cis-regulatory region sequence-specific DNA binding; DNA-binding transcription factor activity, RNA polymerase II-specific.
AUGGCUCCUGGCAGCGGGCGCGAUUUCAACUGCUCUUGGGAGCAUUGUGGCAAGUCGUUCAAUCGCAAGUCAGACCUUUGCCGUCAUUAUCGGAUACACACCAAUGAGCGACCCUACCAUUGCACGGUGAAGGACUGCAACAAGAGCUUCAUUCAGCGCAGCGCUCUGACCGUCCAUUCGCGGACCCACACCGGCGAGAAGCCCCAUGUUUGCGACCAUGAGGGCUGCCAGAAAGCUUUCUCAGAUCUCGUCACCGACGAAUCCACACGGGCAAGCGACCAUACAUCUGUCAGGAACCCACCUGCGAACGAAGGUAAGGCCAAUCCCAAACACCCAUCCGCACCAGGGGGCCAUCCGCUCACCUCGCGUGUGAACUGUAGCUUCUGUCGCAAAACCACCCUCACGAAACACCAGCAUCGCUCUCAUCCUCCCGGGUCCUUGACUCGGCCAUCCUCGGAGGACGCGACCUCGGAGCACUCCUAUCACCACCACACGCCGGUGACCGUAUCGAUCCCCAACGGGAACGACCAGUACCUCCUUGCGCAGCAGCCAUACUACCCGCACUCCGCGACGCCCAACCACGAGUUUUAUUCGCCACAGAGCGUCCCCAUGAACUCGGUCCCCGGGCAUGAAGGCGCGCCCCCGAUUGUGACGCAGAACGUGCCCGUCACCUCGGCCAUGAACAUGCCACAUGCGCCGCAACACGCGCCGCACCACCCGCAGCAACAUCCGCAGCAGCAGCAACAGUAUAUGCAGAUGAUGCAGCAGCGCUACGAUACGACACCGCGGACGAAUUAUCUGCCUCCGGAAUAUCACCAACCACCAUUUCCCGGCCACCAGCUGCCGGAGGGACAGCCCAUGAUGGUGGGCUACCAUCCCAAUUUUCAGUACAAACCCCCAACCCGCAUCUUGAACCAACCGGAGGGGACUGACUGGGGAUUCCUGGGAGUAGGUUAA